AUGCCACGCAUGGACGCCGCCAACAAGCACGAUGCUGGCGGUAGCGGUGUGCUACGGCCGUCCCAGAUAUGCCACCUCGUCAUUAUAUCUACCGCCUUCUGGGCCUUGGUGUUCUGUUUGCACUCCGGCAUGCAAGGGGGCGGCGGCAUGGUAUCUAAGUUGUUCAAGGCAUCAGCGCUGUCCCAUCCCAAGCUGUCCAGCAGCAUCCCCGUCAGCCGCCGUCGCCCUCCAUCGGAGCAACCGCCGGCGUCGGUGGCGCCGGAGAACCGGUCAGUGGUAGCACCGGCGGCGGAUCAUUGUGCGGGACGGUACAUUUACAUGUACGACCUGCCACCGCGCUUCAACGAGGACCUCGUCCGUGGCUGCCGCAAGCUUUCGCCGUGGACGGACAUGUGCUCGUACCUGGCCAACUGCGGCAUGGGCCAGCCCCUGGGCGACGAGGGAGGCGUCUUCUCCGCCCGCGGCUGGUUCGCCACCGACCAGUUCAUGCUCGACGUCAUCUCCCACUGCCGGAUGAAGCGCUACGAGUGCCUCACCGGCGACUCCUCCCUCACCACCGCCGUGUACGUGCCGUUCUACGCCGCCCUGGACGCCGGGAGGUACUUCUUCAACAGCACGUCGACGCGGGACGCGCUCGCGCUGGACCUCGUCGACUGGCUGGUGCAGCGUCCGGAGUGGCGCGCCAUGGGCGGCCGCGACCACUUCAUGGUGGCCGGGCGGACCUCGUGGGAACUCGAGCGGAAGGCUGAUGUCGACGAGGAAUGGGGCAACAAGCUGCUCAGCUUCCCCGCCAUCCGAAACAUGACGGCGCUCAUCCUGGAGACGAGUCCCUGGAACCGUAGCGGUUUUGGGAACGAGAUGAUGCAGAGCUGGAGCAGCCUCGCGAUACCAUACCCGACGUACUUCCACCCGGAGACGGCCGCCGACGUGGUUGCCUGGCAAGACAAGAUGCGCAAGGCGGAGCGCAAAUGGCUCUUCUCGUUCGCCGGCGCGCCUCGGCCUGGGAGCAAGAAGACCAUCCGCGCGGAGAUCAUCCAGCAGUGCGGCGCGUCAAGCCGCUGCAACCUCUUCGACUGCGGCAGCGGGGCCAGCUGCUACUGGCCGGGCGGCGCCACGCGCGUCUUCGAGGGCUCCGACUUCUGCCUGGAGCCGCGCGGGGACACCCUGACGCGGCGGUCGACGUUCGACGCCAUCCUGGCCGGCUGCAUCCCGGUGUUCUUCCACCCCGGCUCGGCGUACACGCAGUACACGCUGCACUUCCCGAGCGACCCCAACAAGUACUCGGUGCUCAUCAUGCACACCGACGUGACCCGCCGGAACGUCAGCAUCGAGGAGACGCUGAGCAAGAUCUCGCCGGCGGCGGUGAAGGCCAUGCGCGAGGAGGUGAUCCGGCUCAUUCCGAGGGUGGUGUACGCGGACCCGAGAGCAACGCGCGUGGAUUUCAAGGACGCGUUCGAUAUAGCGUUGGAGGCUGUCAUUGAUCGGGUGGCUAAGCGGCGCCGGAGCGCGGCCGCUGGCCAGGAGCACUGA
This is a messenger RNA of Miscanthus lutarioriparius, 1530 nucleotides long. The record is from the annotation of a GenBank genome assembly. NCBI's taxonomy places the organism in Eukaryota, Viridiplantae, Streptophyta, Magnoliopsida, Poales, Poaceae.